GCGUGAAUGAACGCGACUCUAACGUUGACAUUGGCCUGAUAGACAACCGCGACACUGACACUUGGUAAGUUUACGGCUAUAGUUAUAGUGAGACUGAACAGGGAAAAAGAUCUACAACUACACUGGUAGCUGUACAACUGCCUGACAACCACGACAAGGGAAAAUGAUUCGUGACGAUGCGGACCGCACUGUAGCGCUAACGACAACGGGACGAGGGAACCACUUCGAUAUUGAGGAAGUCUGCAACAUCGACGAGGACGCCAACCACGACAUCUCCAAUGUAUUCUACGCUGCACAGUUACACAAACCAGACGAAGGCCGCCCUCCGCCCUUGCGGUUAAUACCAAAGCGCAAAAGGCAAACACCGCCGCUGUGA
Molecule: messenger RNA, 376 nt
Organism: Laccaria bicolor S238N-H82
Lineage: Eukaryota; Fungi; Basidiomycota; Agaricomycetes; Agaricales; Hydnangiaceae
Exons: 1
Coding region: 164-376 (70 amino acids)
Source: RefSeq, a predicted model, not a curated record